This is a messenger RNA of Macroventuria anomochaeta, 830 nucleotides long. RefSeq lists its product as uncharacterized. Lineage: Eukaryota; Fungi; Ascomycota; Dothideomycetes; Pleosporales; Didymellaceae. The record is from RefSeq and is a predicted model, not a curated record. Bases 278 to 718 code for a protein of 146 amino acids. The transcript has a single exon.
CUGUUAUGGUAGGUCCAAUUACGAUUUGUAAGGCUGUAGCCCUGAACGAAAGGUGGUAGGCGAUGAAGUCAAAAAUUCAAGAUUGAAAUGCUUCGACGAUGAUUGACAGGUUGAGAUACACAAGAGCUGCGACUUUUGGAGGCGAUUUUAUAUUUCGUCCGUAUCAUCGCUGCAAGAUGAAGGACAGACAUGCAGCCGGGCGCACUAGACGAACGCUAGCUGUGUAGGUUGUUAGCGCUCCACCUAUCGGCGGACGCCAUUUGUAUGCAGAAUUGUCAUGCAUACCCAGGCUCGUCCCCCCCAGGUUCUGUGGCUUCUAAAACGGCUGCUGAUUGUUCACUGCAGCUUUCGACCCUGUGACCUUGUUUGUUGUCAAUAUCUUGUCAAUGAGCAGCCUCGCGGACACCAUAUACAAUUUGGAGACAUUCCGAUAUCUAGAUGUAAUACUUGGGUCGCUGGUCGUGAAUCAUUCAUUUUUCGAGUAUCUUUUCCAUCCAUCAAUCGUUGUAGGUACAAUCGUUGUCCUACUUCCCGCGUCUCCAAUGUCUGCUUUACUGCAUUCACAUCUCUUCGGGUCUCAACAGAGCUUUCCCUUGACGUAUCGGCAUCCAGGCCCAGCGCCCGCAUGGCACUAUUGUUCAGUCUUCGCACAACAAGGACUCGCAACGUGUCCACCGUUAAUAUCUUCACUUUCAGUACGCGCUCUGUGUCAACUUGAAAACGAACGGUCAAGGCGAUAGUGCAUCAUCUACUCCUAGGCCAGUUGCAGCCUUCUUGGAGUGUAGAAGGAGUUCAUGCGUACAUCAGACUUUUGAGCUUCGAGUUCGAAC